AUCAUACCUCCCCAUGGGCGUGGCGAAACCCGGGGUUAACUACACCGCACGUCCAACCGAGCUCCCUAGUUCUCUUAUUCCAGAUUCAGUCUACUCUUCAUCCGCAGUCAUCAUCUACUUCUCCCUUUCCAUCAAAGCUAAGUUCUGGACACGAGCAAUCGACAUGGCGCAAACCAACGGCGUCAACGGCGCACAUGAAGCCGCUAAGCCUGACUACGAUGUGAUUGUCGUCGGCGCUGGCUUCUCCGGCAUUCGAAUCAUCUACGAGCUGAGGAGAUUGGGUCUCUCCUACAAAGUCAUCGAAGCGGGCACGGGUGUCGGUGGGACAUGGUAUUGGAAUCGUUACCCCGGCGCGCGAACCGACUCCGAGAGCUGGAUCUACAUCCUCAACUUCUCCAAGGAGAUCAACCAGGAAUGGACGUGGAAGGAGCGCUUCCCGCGCCAACCAGAGGUGCUGGAAUACCUCAACUUCGUCGCCGAUAAAUUCGACAUGAAGAAGGACAUCCAGUUCAACACUCGCGUCACAUCGGCGCAUUGGGAUGAUGCGAAGACCCUUUGGAACUUUGAGACCGAUGCUGGAGAGAAGCUCAACAGCAGAUGGUUCAUCUCAGCGACGGGUAUUCUGAGUGUCGGUCGCGAACUCCCCUUCCCGGGCGUCGAGAACUUCAAGGGCGAGUACUACAAAUCGUUUGCCUGGCCCAAGAAAGAAGUAGAUUUCAGGGGCAAGCGAGUCGGCGUUAUUGGGACAGGAGCGACGGCGGUGCAGCUGAUUCCAAUGAUCUCACAAGAAGCCAAAUCUUUGACCGUCUUCCAACGCACGGCGAACCAUGUCCUGCCCGCGCGUAACCAUCCCCUCACCGCCGAGCAGCAGAGAGACAUCAAGGCGCGCUACGACGAAGUGUGGCAGGGUGCGAGGAGCGAGAUCUUCGGCAUGUCUUUUAUCGACUCCCAAUUGAAGAUGAUGGAGAUCGAAGACGAGCGCAAGAUUCGCCGGGUAUUGGAAAAUGGGUGGGAAAUAGGCGGAUUCAGGUACAUCUUCGAGACGUUCGCAGACCUACUUACUAGCCAAAAGGCGAACGACAUCGCCUCGGAUUUUGUCCGCGAGAAAAUUCGCUCGAUUGUGGCAGACGAAGACACCGCCGAACUGCUGUGUCCCACCCACGCAUUGAUGGCGAAGAGACCUCCGCUCGGCCAUCACUAUUACGAACAGUUCAACAAGCCUCACGUCACCUUGGUCGAUGUGAUGAAGAACCCCGUCAAGGAGAUCACCGAAAAGGGAAUUCGGCUCACCGAAAAGGACCAACGAGCUGACAGUGAUGAGUUUGAAUUUGAUAUCAUCAUAUUCGCUUGUGGAUUCGACGCCGCCACCAGUGCCUUGGCAAAUAUGGACGUUCGCGGCCUGAACAAUCGAUCUCUCGGAGAAGAGUGGAAGACCCAGCUCGAGACGUACCUUGGGAUCUCCAUGGAAGGUUAUCCCAACCUCCUCAUGUUGUCCGCGCCACAAUCGCCAUUCGCAAAUUUGCCCAUCGUCCUCGAUAAUACGGCGACGUGGAUCUACACCGCGCUGAAGUUUGCGCAAGACCAUGGACACACGAGAAUGGAGCCGACGAAAGAGGCCGUCGACAAGUGGUGUAAAAUGCUUACCGAUGUGUAUGAAGGUACUGUCUUGCCUGAAGCGGCAACGAAGGCCGGAUCAUGGUACAUCGGAGCCAACGUUCCCGGAAAGCGAGUCGCUCCCCUAUUCUGGUUUGGCGGCGUGGUGAGUUACUUUGAAAUUUGUGACAAUGAGAUCAAGAAUGAAUUCCCCUCGAUGAUUAUGGCUUGAGUAUGUAUGAGAUGACAGCGGGAUGGAUGACGGAGUUUGCGAUUCAGAUAUGGGCUUU
This is a messenger RNA of Neohortaea acidophila, 1883 nucleotides long. RefSeq names its product putative cyclohexanone monooxygenase. Gene Ontology annotation, molecular function: flavin adenine dinucleotide binding; NADP binding; N,N-dimethylaniline monooxygenase activity. The record is from RefSeq and is a predicted model, not a curated record. Lineage: Eukaryota; Fungi; Ascomycota; Dothideomycetes; Mycosphaerellales; Teratosphaeriaceae. The coding region runs from base 14 to 1825 and encodes 603 amino acids. The transcript has 4 exons.